This is a messenger RNA of Centruroides sculpturatus (bark scorpion), 1069 nucleotides long. Its product is annotated as histone H1-delta-like. Gene Ontology annotation, molecular function: structural constituent of chromatin; double-stranded DNA binding; nucleosomal DNA binding. The coding region runs from base 78 to 686 and encodes 202 amino acids. Lineage: Eukaryota; Metazoa; Arthropoda; Arachnida; Scorpiones; Buthidae. Gene Ontology annotation, biological process: nucleosome assembly; negative regulation of DNA recombination; chromosome condensation. The record is from RefSeq and is a predicted model, not a curated record. Gene Ontology annotation, cellular component: nucleosome; nucleus. The transcript has a single exon.
GGCGUGUGCAGUCGAGUUGGUCGGUCGACUCGUCAACUUCGUCUCGUGCAGCGUCAACAGUUGGAAAGUUGUCGAAAAUGUCGGAUGCGGCCGCCGCCACUCCUCAGAAGAAGGGAAAGGCUACCAAAAAGAAAAAGGUGCCGUCGACUCAUCCCAAAUAUCUGGAGAUGGCAGUGUCGGCCAUCGGAGCUCUCCAAGAGAGGAACGGUUCGUCUCGGCAGGCCAUCCACAAAUACAUCAUGGGCAAGUACAACGUGGGAAAGGACCCGAAAGUAGUGAAUACUCACUUAAAAAUGGCUCUGAAGAGAGGCGUGUCUACCGGAGUUUUAAAACACGUGAAAGGACAGGGUGCGUCCGGAUCGUUCCGGCUGUCGGUGGAGAAGAAGGCGGCCGCGGAAAAAGCCAAAACCACGGUUUCCAAGCCGAAAUCGAAACCUAAAGCGCCCAAAGCCAAACCCAAAGCGCCUAAACCCUCCAAAAAAGUCUCGGCGAAAAAGUCGACUAAAGAGAAGCAGCCAAAACCCAAAGUGGUCAGCAAACCCGCGGCCAAAAAACCCGUUAGCAAACCGAAAAAGAAGCAGAAACCGGCGGCUAAACCCAAACCAGCCAAGAAGGCAGCCAAAAAGCCCGCGUCGGCCAACAAAACGCCCAAAAAAAGUAAAUCGAAGAAGAGCGCAAAGAAAUGACGCUCCGGGACUUGUCUACCUGCAAAAAUUGUGAUAUAAUUACGUCGUCUGUGGACUCGGACUCUAGGACCAUCUGUAAAUAUCGCCACGCAUAUGAAAAAACCCAUCAUUAUAUCAUAACGACAGUUUGAUUUCUCGUCCAUGCCGUAAGUUUGUAUAUUUGUAUUCUUUUUAAUUUGUAGAACCAUCUGGGAACCGCGAGCUUUCUUUUGAAAAAGAAACCACCCAAGAACGUGCAUGCUACUAACAAAAAGCUAUGUGGUAAGUCUUGUCUCCAAGAUGACCAUCUAGAAAUUUCGACUUUCUGUUCGAUGGAAAUGUAUGCCGAAGCCAGCAGUUAUGUAAAGUGGAAUUGGAUCAUUAAAUGAAAGUAUUUGUUCUUA